UGAGAACAAUCAUCAUGUCGCACUAACAAAAGUAAAAUUGAAAGUCGAAGAGAUUAAAAAUUUCAAAAGAAGCCCAGUUGUUGGACAGAACUUCACUUACUGGUGUAAAUACGACCAGACUGUCUCCUCAACAACAAAGUUCAUCUGUAAGGGAGAAGAUCCAUCCAUAUGUCAAGCUCUCAUAAACACCAGCCAGCCUGGUAUGAACAACAGGUUUUUCAUGACUGAUAACAUAAAAGAGAAAAACAUCACGAUAACAGUGAGAGAAGUAACAUCAGCAGACAGCGGGACGUACUGGUGUGGAGCGGAAACAAAACAACAACGCAGCAACAAGUUCUUCAACAGACUGUCCCUGACAGUACAACCAGCACCACCUUCAUCCGCUACCCCUUUAACUACAACAACCACCACAACUGCUGAGAGUCAUGGUGUGACAGUAGAGCUGGAGACAGAUGUCAUCUUUGGGAUUACCACUGCUGUGAUCAUUGGCGUGGCUGUGUUUCUGAUCGGUUUCUUCCUUAUUUACAAACGAGUUUCAUGUACAAAAAACAAAGGAAUUAGUGCAUCGCUGCAGCACGUCAAAGAGGACUCUGCCUAUGAGGAAAUCCAGGAGCGCCUCCAGACGCCAGGAAAUGCAGUGGAUUCGAUUUAUGUCACUGCCGGCAUGCACACAGAUGUCACCUCAGUACAUUACUCUACCAUCAACUUUCAGAGCCACUCUCGGGAAGCUGGUGGUGAGGAAGUGAAUCCCAGCACGUCUGCCUGUGAAUAUUCUACUGUGGAUUUCAGAAAACGUCCAGAUAACUCAACCAUCACUCAAGCAUCCAGACCAGCAGAGGAGAAUCUCUACUCAGCAGUCAAUGAGCUAGAGCAAAUACGAAAAUAAGAUCAGCUCUGUCAGGAAUUUCUAGAUGAUUUCAGCAUUAUACAUCCAACUUGUAGAAUUAGUUUUAGUGAAAAUGUGUUAAUGUGAUGUUAUGAUUAAAUAACGUUAAAUAUGACUCAGGGGUUCAGCAACUUGUCUUAGGAUGUUGAAAAUUUGGUUCAGAAUGAAGAGUUAGUAAAACAAACUGUAAAACUAUGUAGCUGCAAAAACCGCGUAUAACCACGAGGAGAGAGAGGUUUUGACUGACUGCUAUAGAUAGAUAGAUAGAUAGUA
Molecule: messenger RNA, 1159 nt
Organism: Maylandia zebra (zebra mbuna)
Lineage: Eukaryota; Metazoa; Chordata; Actinopteri; Cichliformes; Cichlidae
Cellular component (GO): plasma membrane
Molecular function (GO): transmembrane signaling receptor activity
Source: RefSeq, a predicted model, not a curated record